GACCCCUUCCUCAAACGCUUCCCAAAUCCCAAUCUCAAAUUGAUCAAUCGAAGCCUCUGUGUCUAUCUCGAGCUUUUACCAGAUAAAAAUGGUUGCUGAGGACGGAGAGGAUGAGCGUAGAGCCAACCUGAUCUUCACGUACGGGACGCUGAAGCGGGGGUUCUCCAACCACGCGCUAAUGCAGGAGCUGAUGCAAACCGGAGACGCGGCCCUGGUGGGAACCUACCGCACCGCUGAGAAGUUCCCGCUCGUCUGCGGGCCCUACCGGGUCCCAUUCCUCCUCAAUCUCCCCGGGUGCGGCCAGCGCGUGCUCGGCGAGCUCUACGCCGUGUCGUUUAAAGGACUCGCGAGAAUGGACGAGUUGGAGGGCACCACGCGCGGCCACUACGAGAGGCUCCCCAUUCAGCUGGAGCCACAGCCGCACGAGAUUCAUGUUGAUGGGGACGGCGAUGAUGAUUUUGCGAAUGCUACGCGCGCGGAGGCGUACUACGCGCACAGGAGCUACGCGAUGGAGAUGUGGAGGAAGAACGGGAAGAAGGGGCUGAGCGGGUAUACGGAGAGAGAGGCCAGAGGUUAUGUGAAGCGCAAAGAAAGGCCUCAAAACCUCUCCUUCCUCGACCACAUUCGACUCUUUCUCUCUGAUUGAUCAACAACAUCAAAAAAAGAAAAUUAUGAUUUUUUCUUUUCUUUUCUUUUAGAUUUUGUGUUUGUUUAAUAUAUCCACCAAAAUGUUCCCACAGAAGGAAGUAUGCAAUUGCGUAAUCCACCAGUUGGAUUUGUUUGAUUUGGGAUGAUGAUGAUGGGUUUAAUUUGGUAUUAGAUAUUGAUUUAAAACUCGAUGUUCGCUGUUUUUGUAUUUAUUAACGCUACGAUUGAUU
This is a messenger RNA of Corylus avellana, 878 nucleotides long. Its product is annotated as putative gamma-glutamylcyclotransferase At3g02910. The record is from RefSeq and is a predicted model, not a curated record. Lineage: Eukaryota; Viridiplantae; Streptophyta; Magnoliopsida; Fagales; Betulaceae. Gene Ontology annotation, cellular component: cytosol. Gene Ontology annotation, molecular function: gamma-glutamylaminecyclotransferase activity.